Messenger RNA from Ylistrum balloti, 2013 nucleotides. RefSeq lists its product as uncharacterized. The transcript is spliced from 2 exons. The record is from RefSeq and is a predicted model, not a curated record. NCBI's taxonomy places the organism in Eukaryota, Metazoa, Mollusca, Bivalvia, Pectinida, Pectinidae. The coding region runs from base 1 to 2013 and encodes 670 amino acids.
AUGACAUUUCACAGAAAUUUUGACUAUGAUAUUCUAACGCAUAGUCAGGAAAUUGAAGAAAGCACUAGGAAAUCCAACAGAAGGGUACGCCUAAAACACUUUUUUAGAAAUCAACCAGCAUCUGAACCACAACCAUUCCGUAAGGCGUCCGGAUGGACACCACCGUCCGGCAUAGACAGCCAUCUAGAUACCUUCCUAAACAUUAUAACAGAAACGAUUAAAACUGAGGUCGCACCAAGAAAAGUUAAGAAUAAUUUAACCAAACAAGAAAGAUUAGCACUAGAAAGUCUUAUGAACAAUGUUGAAAUAAUCAUUAAACCCGCUGACAAAGGGGGUGCAGUUGUCGUGAUGGACAAAACAGAUUAUAUAAAUGAAGCCCAUAGACAAUUAUACAACCCGGCUAACUAUAGGAGAUUAAAGAAAGAUCAGAAUCCCGAAAUAGUGAAGAAAGUGAACCAGUUCCUCAAAUUUGUCAGGGAACGCAACCUAUUAGACCCAGAAAUCACCCAAUAUCUCACCCCGAAAAAUCCGAGGACUCCUAUCUUCUAUCUCUUACCAAAAAUACAUAAACCAGGUAACCCGGGAAGACCGAUUAUAUCACAAGAAGGAAGUUGUACAGAAAAAUUAUCAGCCUUUGUAGACCAUCAUUUAAAACAACUGGCUACACAGACCACCUCAUAUAUAAAAGACACAACAGAUUUUUUGAGGAAAAUCAAAGAACUAGGUCCCAUCCCACCAGGAAGCCUACUGUGUACAGCUGAUGUGUCAUCACUGUAUACAUCCAUUCCCCAUCAGGAUGGAAUACGGGCAGCGAAGAUCGCUUUGGAUAACAGAACCAACCCCACACCCAGUACUUGGAUCAUUUUGCGAAUGAUAGCAAUCAUAUUAACAAACAAUUGCUUCAGAUUUGACCGGGAAUUUUUCCUACAAAUCCAAGGCACAGCAAUGGGAACAAAAAUGGCUCCCAACUAUGCCAUUAUAUUUAUGGACCAUCUGGAACAAAGAUUCCUAUCAACACUAAUGAGAGCACCAAUCGUCUGGUGGCGAUAUAUUGAUGACAUAUUUUUCAUAUGGCCCCACACCCGAGAGGAACUGACCUCCUUCUUAGAGGCCCUAAACGCAUAUCACCCAACUAUAAAGUUCACGUCGGAAAUUAGCGACACAUCAGUGGACUUCCUAGACACAACCAUCUACUCCACAGAAGAUGGGACAUUAAGCAGCAAGAUACACAAUAAACCGACCAAUGCCUUCCAAUAUCUUCACUACAAAAGUUGCCACCCGAAACACCAAAGAGACAAUAUACCGUAUGCACAGGCCUUGCGCGUACGGAAAAUAUGCGACAAUGAUAUAGAUUUCAAGAAUGAAUGCAUAAAGCUGAAAGAUAGAUUUGUCAGGAGAGACUAUCCGGAACAACUUAUUGACAACGCCAUAGCCAGGGUGAGCCAGGUUAAUAGGGAUAGUCUCUUUAAAAAGCAACAAAACACCGAAACCCAGCCGGCCAUAGCAUUCGUACUGACGUACAACCCUCAAAAUCCACCAAUAGGAAAGAUAAUAAAGAAUUACGAACAUAUACUACGCUACAACCCCGAUACCCAGAAAAUUCUCGAUCAAGCGAGAAUACUGGUAGCACACACUAAACCGAAAUCCAUCAGGAAUUACUUAGUUCAUAGUGAUAUAGCCAGAGAACUAAAACCCGCCGGGAACAAGCCGUGCGGGAAAAACUGUAGAAUCUGCGUAUAUAUGUGUAACACGGAACACGUGAAGAGUAGCUCAAACAAUAGAAGUCACAAGAUCACUAAAUACAUAGACUGUCAAAGUAUCAACGCCAUAUAUCUUAUUACAUGCAAGAAAUGUAACAUUCAAUAUGUAGGGCAAACAUCUAACACUAUCAACAUCAGAAUUAGAAACCAUCUAUAUGACAUCUACCGCCGUGAUGAGAGCAAGCCUGUCGCGGCACAUUUCAGCUCUCCCGGACACAAUGCUGAUGACGUCACAGUUACCGGGUAUCAGUGA